Molecule: messenger RNA, 1078 nt
Organism: Solea senegalensis (Senegalese sole)
Lineage: Eukaryota; Metazoa; Chordata; Actinopteri; Pleuronectiformes; Soleidae
Gene: ccdc12
Product: coiled-coil domain containing 12
Exons: 8
Coding region: 1-858 (285 amino acids)
Cellular component (GO): post-mRNA release spliceosomal complex; U2-type spliceosomal complex
Source: RefSeq, a predicted model, not a curated record
AUGCGAGCCUGGUCACGGCGCGAUCACUGUCGAAACACUAAAACCAGGAACACAAACGCGUGGAAAUACGUGCGUGGAGAAACACCCAUGUCCGCAUUUAGAGCGAGCCUCCUGCUUCUGCUGAGUGAUUCCUGUUGGAGGGAGAGAGAGAGAGCGAGAGAGAGAGAGAGACAGAGAGAGAGAGUUCCCACGGAAGCGACAGAUGCCAUCCACUCAAGACCAAAGCAUGACUGCACUGUCUGUCUGCACGUCCACGGUCCUGCGUGGUGGGCAGGGUGGACAGCUGACAGUGAAGACCUGGCUGUGGGUCAUCACAGUCAGGAUGAGUCGAUUUCAGAAAGAGUCGAACGGCGUGGAGAGGAAAACAUGGAGAAAGGUGUGGGCUCGCUUCAGGAGCAGGCGUUGAAGAGGAAAGAGAGGCUAAAGGCGUUAAGAGACAAAAAAGUACAUGGGCAAGAGGAGGAAGAUGACGAGCCAGAGAAGAAAAAAGCUUCAUUAGAGGAGACUCCAGAGGAGAGGCAUAGAGAGCUCAAGCUGAGGAAUUACACUCCACAGGACGAAGAGCUGAAGGAGCGGCAGGUGCCCAACGCCAAACCAGCAUCAGUGGAGGACAAAGUUAAAGACCAGUUAGAGGCAGCUAAUCCAGAACCUAUCAUUGAAGAAGUGGAUUUGGCCAACCUUGCCCCAAGAAAACCAGACUGGGACCUGAAGCGUGAUGUGGCAAAGAAACUGGAGAAGCUGGAGAGGAGAACACAGAGAGCCAUUGCUGAGCUCAUCCGCGAUCGCCUGCGAGGCAGUGAGGAGGAGUUGGCUGGAGCAGUGGGAGCAAUCGGGGUGGAGGAGGGAGACUCCGAUUGAAUCCUAAAUGUUUUUGUUGAAUGAGUGAAACUCAUGCAGCGACGUCCUGACUUAACUUGGACUGCACCAUCACAAGAGGGUGUUAAGUUUCCCAAUAGGUCUUUGUUAUUAAACUAUUAUGUAUGAAUAUGUAGUAGUAUGCUCUGUAUAUGUGGUAAACAUCAAGUACAUUGUGUAAUCAGUAUGUUUUUUAUAUUGAACUAAAUCUGAAUUUUUGAUA